Molecule: messenger RNA, 6068 nt
Organism: Phalaenopsis equestris
Lineage: Eukaryota; Viridiplantae; Streptophyta; Magnoliopsida; Asparagales; Orchidaceae
Product: protein TSS-like
Exons: 24
Coding region: 608-5596 (1662 amino acids)
Biological process (GO): organelle organization
Cellular component (GO): cytoplasm
Molecular function (GO): protein binding
Source: RefSeq, a predicted model, not a curated record
ACAUUCGCUCACCACGUGGCGUCACGAUGACCGUUCGCUCAAAAAGGUCCCUGCUUCAUUAAAUUGGGCCCCACCUGAACGGUUGAAAGAGGAUGAGCGGCUGCAAUUGGCAAGCAAUCCAUGACACGCUGAAACGCAGCUCCUUAUCUCCCUGCCCCUCCUCUUCUACUCCUAGAGAGAGAAAGUAGAGAGGGAGGGAGAGACGCAACUCCUUAUCUUCAACUUUAGCUCCCAUUCUCGCUCCUCUGCUCUUCUACUUCUAGAGAGACAGAGAGAGAGAAACACAACUCCUUAUCUUCAUCUUCAACUCUAUCUCCCAUUCUCUCACCUCUCCUCCUCUACUCCUAGAGAGAGAAAGAGAGAGAAAGUAGUGAGAGAGUGAAACCCAACUCCUUAUUUUCAUCUUCAACUCCACCUCCCAUUCUCUCCCCUCUCCUCCUCUACUCCUAGAGAGAGAAAGAGAGAGAAAGUAGUGAGAGAGUGAAACCCAACUCCUUGUUUUCAUCUUCAACUCUACCUCCCAUUCUCUCUCCUCUCCUCUACACCUAGAGAGAGAAAGAGAGAUAGAGAUAGAGAUAGAGAUAGAGAUAGAGAUAGAGAGAGAGAGAUGGCUCCCAAAGCUGGCCGGGGCAGGGGAAACAAAGGCAAAGGCGACAAGAAGAAAAAAGAUGAAAAAGUAAUUCCUAGCGUCAUUGAUAUAACCGUAGUAACUCCAUACGAGAGCAGAACUACUCUAAAGGGAUUGUCCCCUGAUAAGAUAAUAGACGUGCGGAAGCUAUUGGGUUCAAAUGUGGAGACUUGUCACAUAACCAAUUACUCUCUCUCCCACGAGGGCCGGGGGCAUCAAUUAAAGGAUGGCGUGGAAAUCGUGUCUCUUAAGCCUUGUGUGCUACGAAUGGUGGAAGAGGACUAUGUGACGGAAGCGCAAGCCUUUGCACAAGUUCGAAGAUUGCUGGACAUCGUCGCUUGCACGACUUUCUUUGCGAGGCACCGGAACAGGAAUGGUGGCUGCAAGGGCCGGAAGCAGGCGGCGGCUCCGCCCUACUCCGUCUCUCCAGCAGUCUCUUCGGCUGCUUCAAUUUCCGUCAACGAUGAAUCCCAGGAGCUUGCCGUUCCCCCCUUCUCCGUCAUGUUUGACAUGGCUGCAAUCCAACCACCGCCGAAGCUCGGCGAUUUCUAUGAUUUCUUCUCCUUCUCCAACCUAACCUCUCCCAUCCAAUUUAUAAGGAGGUGCGAAGGGGAUGGGAAGAGGCGAGAAGGUGACCACUUUGAGAUCGAGGUCAAAGUUUGUAAUGGAAAAUUACUACGUGUGGUGGCUGGAUUUAAAGGUUUCUACACUACUGGGAAGCACUUCGUUGAAAGCCAUUCACUUGUAGAUCUACUGCUCCAGCGCAGCAGGGCAUUUGCGAAUGCCUAUGAUUCCCUGAUGAAAGCUUUUGUAGACCAUAACAAGUUUGGAAAUCUACCAUAUGGGUUUCGGGCAAACACUUGGCUUGUGCCUCCAGUGUUUACUGAGUCUCCUUUUAAAUGUCCCUCGUUACCUGCUGAAGAUCUCAUGUGGGGAGGAAAUGUUCUUGCAGGGAGAUCUGACCACAGAAAAUGGUCAAAAGAUUUUUCAACUUUGGCUGCAUUUUCAAGCAGAACUGAAGAAGAGAGACUGGUUCGAGACCGCAAAGCUUUUUUGCUUCACAAUCUAUUUGUGGAGACUGCACUUUUGAAAGCUGAUUCAGCAAUUCGAAAGUUUAUUGACGCCAAUUCAGGUGCUUGCUAUGGCGAUUUGCAUGGGUCUGUCUUGUAUGAAGAAAAUGUAGGAGACCUGAAUAUAGUUGUAAGAAAGGACAUUCCUGAUGCUAGUAGAAAACUAGGGGAGAAGAUUGAUGGGAGUCAAAUGCUGAAUAUUUCUGAAGAAGAGCUUGCAAUAAGGAAUAUUCUCAAAGGUCUGACAGCUACUGAGAGUGUUUUUGUCAAUGAUACAGCCACAUUGGGCAUGGUCAUUGUAAGACAUUGUGGAUAUACUGCAACUGUUAAAGUGUUACAGUGUGUGGAUCACAAUGAUUACAUGCAACAUGUUUUUGAGAUUGCAGACCAACCAGAAGGUGGUUCUAAUUCUUUGAAUGUUAACAGCUUUAGAGUAUUGCUACACAAAUUGCCUAACAAUGAAUCAAUUGUGAGAUGUCUGUCUUCUUGUAAUGAUUAUGAUGAAGUAAGCGAUGGAAGGUGCUUAGCACACAGAAUAAUUAGUGAUAGUUUAUACAAUCUAGAGAAGGUUGUUGGUUGCACUGAGAAGGCAUUCAGAUGGGAACUUGGAGCUUGCUGGCUUCAGCACUUGCAGAAAAAUAAGAAUUCAGCAACUGAGGGGAAUAAUGAAAAUGAGGAAGAUAAUUUUGUUGAACCGAUUGUUAAAGGUUUUGGAAAGCAAUUUGAGCAGUUGAAGAGGAUAAGAAAGAAAAAGGACGCCCUCCAUUGCAGGCCUAUCAAGGAAGAUUCUAAUGUCAAUGACGCCCAACCAGGAGAAAUCCACAAUACUGAGAAACUACAACUAGAAGGAAAUGAGAACUAUGAAUUGAAGAAACGGCUAACAGAUGAUGCUUUUAAUUUCUUGAAAGAUUCAGGCACUGGCCUUCACCAAAAGUCAAUCAAAGAGCUCACCAAUAUGGCACAAAGAUAUUAUCAUGAUGUUGCUCUUCCAAAGCUGGUGGCAGAUUUGGCAUCACUUGAGCUAUCUCCAGUUGAUGGUAGAACCCUUACUGACUUCAUGCAUACACGUGGGCUUAAAAUGCGCUCCUUGGGUCGUGUUGCUGAGCUUGCAGAGAAGCUCCCACAUAUACAGUCUCUCUGUAUUCAUGAGAUGGUUACUCGAUCCUUCAAGCACUUUAUAAGAGCCGUGAUUGCUGCUGUUAAGAGCUUUUCAGAUAUUCCUUGCGCUGUUGCUACAGCACUGAAUGUCUUGCUAGGAUCUUCUGGAGGGGAUGAUGGAGACCUGGACAAGAUUAAGUGGCUGAAAGCUUUUAUAUUUAAAAGGUAUUCUUGGAGGUUACGAAAUGAGUUUCAGUUUCUGAGAAAGUUUGUUAUUCUCAGAGGGCUUUGUCAAAAGGUGGGGCUGGAGCUGUUUGCUAGGGAUUAUGAUAUGGACAGUCCAAACCCUUUCGAUAAAUUUGAUAUUAUCAGCAUAGUUCCUGUAUAUAAACAUGUCGUGUGCUUAUCCAUAGAUGGUAGGAAUUUAUUGGAGUCAUCCAAGACAGCACUGGAUAAGGGAAAGUUUGAGGAUGCUGUUAACUAUGGCACAAAGGCACUGUCAAAAACGAUAGCUGUGUGUGGUCCCUACCAUCGAAUGACUGCCAAUGCUUACAGUCUUCUUGCGGUUGUCUUAUACCAUACUGGAGAUUUUAGUCAGGCAGCCAUUUAUCAACAGAGAGCGCUGGAUAUUAAUGAACGGGAAAUUGGCCUUGACCAUCCAGACACCAUGAAAAGUUAUGGGGAUCUUUCUGUGUUUUACUACCGUCUGCAGCACAUUGAAUUGGCUUUGAAGUAUUCUAAUCGAGCACUCUAUCUUCUUCAUUUCUCAUGUGGACUAUCACACCCAAAUUCUGCCGCAACCUAUAUUAAUGUUGCAAUGAUGGAAGAGGGAAGGGGGAAUGCUAAUGUUGCUUUACGAUACCUCCAUGAAGCCCUCAAGUGCAAUCAACGUUUACUAGGGGCUGAUCACAUACAAACAGCUGCAAGCUAUCAUGCGAUUGCUAUAGCCCUUUCAAUGAUGGAAGCAUAUUCCCUCAGUGUGCAGCAUGAACAAACCACAUUGCAGAUUCUUCAUGCUAAACUAGGAUCCGAAGAUCUGCGCACUCAGGAUGCUGCUGCUUGGCUUGAAUAUUUUGAAUCUAAAGCUUUGGAGCAGCAAGAGGCUGCACGUAAAGGCAUGCCCAAGCCUGAUGCAUCAAUUGCCAGCAAAGGUCAUCUAAGUGUAUCAGAUCUCCUCGACUACAUAAAUCCAAAUCCGGACAUGAAAGAAAAGGACAUGCAGAGAAAGCAGAGGCAUACCAAGAGUAAUAGCAAACCUAAUCAAGGGGGAGGGGGGAGGGGGAGGGCUUUUGUCUUGGCAUUAUUGAACUGCCUGGUAUCAGCAGAAGAGUCGUCCGACGAAGGGUGGCAAGAAGCCAGCUUCAGAGGAAAAUCUAAUCACAUGCGACAGAAAUUUGGUUCAAGGCGACCCGGCCUUUCUAAGUUAGCUGCAAACAACUCGGAGUCAUAUUCUACUGUAAGUGUUGGUUAUAAGAUGAGAACCGUAUUACCGAAUUCUAAGUCCUUUAAUGGAGCCAGCUCUACUGAUGUCUCUUCUGUUGGAAAAUUGUGGAAUGCUUCCAGUUCAGUGGGAGAAGAAUCCAAUAAGGUUCAACUGGCUAGUCCUGAUGUAGAAGCUAGCACAGAACACCUUAAGGCUUCUGGUACGAGCAGGUUCGCUGCGGUGGCUUCCAAGUUUGCGUCAUACAAAGAAGUAGCCGUGUCACCUCCUGGCACUGUCUUGAAGCCUGCUGCUGGGCACUCUAUUCAGGUUAAGGAUGGGUCCAAUGAUUCCCUUGAGCAAAACAAGUUUGUAGAGAAAAUCAUGGAUGAAAAUAGGACAUGCCAGGAGGGUUUGGAAGAAUCGCCUAGUGAUUAUAGUGAGAAAGAGGACCACUCAAAUGAAGUAGUGGAAGUAGAUUUAGAUGAGAAACCUUCUACAAGUUCUGAUGAAGUCCUGGAAUUUUCUGAUUCAAAGAAAGCUGUGCCAAGCAGAAGCAGGCUGUCAGCUUCUGCUCCUCCAUUUAAUCCAUGCUCUCUGCUUUCAAUGUCUCAUCCAUAUAACUCAAAUGCAGUUAGUGGCAUAUAUAAUGCAAAAAAUGUCCAAAAGAGUGUGCCACGUCAAUUUUUUGAAUUUCCCUCUCCUGAUUCUGUAGAUCUUAGAGUCCCUCGUGGUCCCAGAUCCACUAUUUACUAUAGGUCUGGCCAUUCUUUUAGGAGGAAAGCUGGUUAUCCAAGUUGGAACAACAAUGUUUUGAAUAGAAAUAGCACCUCUCAGAGCAUAAUGAAUCCUAAUGCUGCUGAGUUUGUUCCUUCUAAAGAUCGGCACCCAGAUACAGGGAAAACUGCUGUUCUCUGCGAAGAAGCUCAAAAUCCAGAAAAGACUUCGUCUAGGCCGCAAGAAUUUACGAGUGCUGCAAAGAAUGAAACUUCAGAUGUUUACUUACAAGAGAAAACCAAAGUUGAGAAACCUGAUAAACAAGCGAUCAGAGAUAAUAAUGGGAGAAAUGACACCAAGAACUUGCAAAGAACUGAGCUUGCACGACAGAUUCUUCUCAACUUGGUUGUGAAAUCAUUUCAGCAUACUCUAAUCUCUUCAUCUGAUGCCGAGUCUAAGUCAUUUCCGGCUAAAACCAAGCCCAGGGAAAGCAAAGGACAGCAAUCUCAAUCUUCAAACAAUGUGCAGUUUAAGAAGGGAAGAAUUAAAAGCAGCAAGAAACAAGAUGCAGAAGGAUUUACGAUCGUCUCGAAGAGAAGAAACAAGAACCAAUUCCCUAGUGCAGUGAAUGGCUUGUAUGCUGAGCAAUUUAUCUGUACGUAGUGGGCUGAUUACACAGAAUAUUAUAAAUAAGGCAAGUAAGUUCUUUUUCCCAAUUUGAAUAUUUGAACAUUGCCAGUGUUAUUACUCGAGACGAAAUUGUAAUAUGGUAGUAUUCCGGCUUGUGAGCAGAAGAUAUUUGAGAAUGAUCUUGCAAUAAGAUGCUGGUCUGCAGCUUCUCAGUUUUCCAGGUGAUUGAUGAGAAGAGACCUGCAUGUACAUAAAGCCAUCUCAGGAUUGCUUAGGAAAUUUCAACAUCGUUUAUGGACAAAAGCUUUUCAACGUAUCAAAAUUGAUGAAAUCUAUAUGAUAAAGAAAUUGAUAUAUUUAUAUGAUUAAUCUGUAGGAAAAUAAGUGUGUAAUUAGUUUUUAUAGUUGAAAUAGGAGUUUUAAAAGGCUAUAAAGUGUAAAAUCAUCAUUUAAUAGCACUUGCUUUUGUAAACCUAUAUAUUUCACAUCCCAUCCAACACUAUUG